AUGACCGUCAUCGCCGCAGGCGUCGAAGCGGCGAUCUCAGUGGCGGUGACCCCGCUGAUGGAGGUGGAGCUGGGAAGUCCGCUGGUGAUCCCCUGCACGGUCACCAGCUCCGUGGGCGACCACGUGGUCACCCAGUGGUUCAUCAUUUCACGAUCUUCGCGAACGAGGAUCUCGUACCGCGACGCGCGACUCUUCGUGGCGGACGUGGGCACCGGCUACGAGAGUCGCAUCGACGCUCGGCGCAGCGACUCCGCGCUGGCGCUGAGCGCGACGGUGGCCGCUGACGAUCGCGACUUCGUCUGCCAGGCGCUGGCGGGGCGCGCCGGCGUGGCCGAGGCCACCGCAAGCGUGCGGGUGUUUUCGGCCCCCACGGUGGCCGUGGCGUCCACCCAGAGGCCCGUGAUGCUCCACCAGCAGCACCUCAAGGCGUCGCUGUCGACGCCACCGAUUCGUGCAUAG
Lethenteron reissneri (Far Eastern brook lamprey) is the source of this 459-nucleotide messenger RNA. RefSeq names its product basal cell adhesion molecule-like. The record is from RefSeq and is a predicted model, not a curated record. NCBI's taxonomy places the organism in Eukaryota, Metazoa, Chordata, Hyperoartia, Petromyzontiformes, Petromyzontidae.